GGGGGACUGGCGGCGGUGUGGUUGGAGGUCUGGGAGGAGUACCGUAGAGGUCUUGGCGUCGCUAGCGCCGGGGUCACAGCGGUCGACCGUUCCUUUGAUAUCAUCGAGCCGUCGGUGCCCGGCCCUCGCCCUGCCGCUGGGGUCGGACCAGACGGCCGGCGUCGCUCCCUCCAGAUCUUCGCCGCCGUCGUAAUCGCCUCGCAUUGGGUUCUUCACUUUCUAAAUGGCUUUUGAAGCAUAGAGGAAUUGCUAGGCCUCCAUGACUCCUACCAACUCUUCUUGAUGCAAAGCUUGUGGUUUUCCUCCAUUUCAUGAUUGUUAAUGUGCAUCUUCCCCUCUCCGUAACCGCGUCAGCCUCUGUGUUUGGCGUGCGCACGAAGAAGAGGAAGAAGACAUCUCAGUUUGGCUUUCCUGGCCUCCUCAUUAACCUUUGACGAUACCUUGGUGAUUUCCAUGUCUUUUAAUUUGGACAGCCCUGUUCAGACCCAGAUGGCAGUUUCAGUCUUAAAACAUACCACAAGUGGUGAUUUAUGUGGUAACAGAAUUGGCGAAGGAAAACCGGUGGGGCGGCGUCGGGUGUUUAUCCAGACCGAGACGGGCUGUGUGUUGGGUCUCGAGUUGGACCGCCAGGACAAUGCCCACACCGUGAAGAGGAAGCUGCAGAUUGCGCUCAAUGUUCCCACUGAGGAGAGCUCUCUCACUUUUGGUGAUCUUGUGUUAAAGAAUGACCUCAGUGCCAUCCGGGGCGAUUCCCCGUUGCUUCUCUCGAGGAACUCGAUGCACAGGAGUUCCUCGACCCCGUGCCUGUCCCCGAGCAUAAAAGAUCAUCAACAGAGGGAUUCCAGUGGGCCGAUUGAGAUAUUGGGUUGCUCAAGCCGCUGUGACCGGAUGAAACAGCUCGUCAAGGAUGCCGUGAAGGCCAUUAAGAGUGGUGUCGAUCCCAUUCCUGUUCACAAUGGGCUCGGAGGUGCCUACUAUUUCAGGAAUAGCAAUGGUGACAAUGUUGCAAUCGUCAAGCCAACGGACGAGGAACCAUUUGCGCCUAACAAUCCAAAAGGUUUCAUUGGUAAAGCCCUUGGCCAGCCAGGUCUGAAAAGAUCUGUACGUGUUGGUGAGACGGGCUUCAGGGAGGUUGCCGCAUACCUUUUGGACUAUGGAAACUUUGCAAAUGUUCCUCCGACAGCCCUUGUAAAGAUAACCCACUCGGUGUUCCAUGUCAACGAUGGAAUGAAUAAUAACAGUGGAGCCAGGCACUGCAGCAGAAAGCAGCAGGUGAUCAGCAAGAUUGCUUCUUUCCAGCAGUUCAUUCCUCAUGAUUUUGAUGCCAGUGACCAUGGCACAUCGAGCUUCCCUGUCGCUGCGAUACACAGAAUUGGGAUACUUGAUAUAAGAAUUUUCAACACAGAUAGGCAUGCUGGAAACUUGUUGGUGAGGAAGCUUGAAAAUGGGAUUGGUAGGUUUGGGGGAAGGAUGGAACUGAUCCCUAUAGAUCAUGGCCUCUGCCUGCCGGAGAGCUUGGAGGAUCCCUAUUUUGAGUGGAUCCACUGGCCACAGGCAUCAGUACCAUUUUCCAAGGAUGAGCUAGAAUAUAUUGCCACUCUUGAUCCGAUGAAAGAUUCUGACAUGCUUCGGAUGGAAUUGCCAAUGAUCCGAGAAGCCUGCCUCAGAGUCUUGGUCUUGUGCACAAUUUUCCUCAAGGAAGCAGCAGCUUUUGGGCUUUGCCUAGCGGAGAUCGGUGAGAUGAUGAGCAGAGAGUUCAGGGGAAUGGAAGAAGAACCUAGUGAGCUGGAGGGCAUAUGCAUCGAGGCAAUGAGGUUAGCAGCAGAAAGAGAGGGGUUUUGUCCAAAACCUGUGUUAGAGGAGGAAGAAGAUUUCCAGUUUCAGAUGGAAUGCAAUGAGGAUGAUCAGCAUGUGAUGUAUAAUUCAUUGCAUUCGUUCGACUUUGGACUGAAUGGAGGAUGCCCCAGAAGCCUUCUGUCAAGGUUGGAGGAGAGCAUGGAGGAAGAAGAGGAAAAUGAUGAGGAGAACAAAGAGAGCAGUGUCACCGGCUUCCCACAUGUUUGUGAGAAACUUCUGUAUGUUUCCGAGCUUUCGGCAUCACUGAAAGGUGUCAGCAUCACUGGAAAGACUCGGAGGAACCAGGUUGGAACACAGAACAGGAAUACUUAUAGUACCGGUAAGGCAUACAAUAGGGAUGGUGGAGGCAUUCAAUCUGUGAAUAGUAGGAGUGCUGAUGAAACACUUCCUUCAAGCGUGAGUUUUGUGAGGCUGGCAGACAUGGAUGAAGAGGAAUGGGCAGUUUUUCUUGAGAAUUUCCAGGAGUUGUUGCCCAAUGCAUUCCAGCAUCGGAAGUGUUUGACCACAGGUCAAAGGCAGAUGCAGAGACUGGGCACUUCUUGCCAGUUUUGAGUAGGAGAUGAAAUGGAGACAGGAUAGAGUGGAUCGGUAGUUUGAUUCCAGUUUGUUGUUUGCGCUGCCCUUUCAUGUAGGUGUGAAGCAUGAAGCAGGAUUAGAAUAACAUCAUGCAGAUCGGCUAGGGAGGAGGAAGUGAUCUUGUAUAUCUUGGGUUGUAGUUGCUUGAAAUAAAACAUUAGGGAAGUUGUGUACAUUUGUUAGACAGGAAUCAUGGGUAGGUCGGAGUUGCUUGAAAUAAAAUUUUAGAAAAUUCAUGUAUAUUCUUUGGACAAAAGAUGUUAGUUCUUCAUUAUCUUUCACUUUCUCUGCAUGUCGAUACUGGCUUUGGAUCAGGUGACUGUGAAGUGGUUGUCAUUUAGUUUGAAUUAUUGUCUGUUUAACCAAUCUUCCAA
Musa acuminata subsp. malaccensis (wild Malaysian banana) is the source of this 2807-nucleotide messenger RNA. Its product is annotated as phosphatidylinositol 4-kinase gamma 5. The record is from RefSeq and is a predicted model, not a curated record. NCBI's taxonomy places the organism in Eukaryota, Viridiplantae, Streptophyta, Magnoliopsida, Zingiberales, Musaceae.